AUCUGACAGAAUCUGCCAUACGGGCACAUCUAUUUUGUGAUUAAUAACUAUUCUACACCGCAGAAAAACAUAAUUACGAGCAUACAGUGGAAAUUCGUACCCCGAGCAGUCAGGGUGGGAUCCCCACAAUUCGCUCCCUUUUGGCGUGGAAGCUACGUCCAAGUAAAACACCAAUACGUAUCAAAUCCAGAACUAUGCUUUUCCGAAAGCCGCUCGAGCUCUGCAUCUAGUCAUUACAUUCACUAGAUAGUCGACCGUGUCCAAUCUCUUCUCUUUGUAAGGCUGAGGUCGCGGCUACUAGCUGUCAACAAUAGCAAAACUCACAACAAUUAAGCGAGAUCCACCUCCCUUUUCACAAUAGCAACAAAACUCGCAAGCGAAGCAGAAUACGAUCGCUUUGAUCGAUCGUUUCCUAUGCUUAACCAUUAUUUGGAGAGUGAGAGAACAGAGAGGCGGAGAUACCAAAACUCCCUCCUCCUGAGCUUCGUUUCAUUUUGCCCUUUCUCUCCUUCUGGUUCAGUUACAGACUCAAGGACGAUACCGAUUACCAGAUCGAUCUCAUCACAAGCAAAGCAAAGCAAACAACGACUUCUUUCAUUCACCCAACCACUUCGUCUCACAUCUCAAUCCACCACAAAGACACUUCUCACUCUUCUACCCCUUUCUCUCUCAUCACAUCUCUCACCAAAAAUGGCAAACACCAGAGCAAGUUCAGCACCAACGCUGCGCCGCAGCGAACGGAACAAAGUCCCUGCCGCCGCGAGGCCUGUGGGUAUCACCAAGAAGAAGGCCGCUGCAAGACCAAAGCCUCCUCCAAAGGCAAAGAAGACUUCCGGGGUUCCUGCUGUCGCUCCGACAGCCAACAAGACCACUGCCGUCAAGGCAAUAAAGAGAAAGGGUUCUGCUGGAGAGGACGAAGCAUCUGCGCCCAAGGCGAAGAGGUCUAAAGCCUGUGAGCCAAGGGCAAAGGUUUCUUCGGUUCCUGCUCCUGCUCCACCAAAGCCUGCCACUCACCGGUAUCUCACCCGGUCGAAGAAAGGGGCCGCAACACCAGAGCCAGAACCGGAGCCAGAGAAUCAGCACCCUCCUCCUGCCCCCCUUCCCUCUCUUCCUCCUCGUCUCCCCCCUCCUCCACCACCACAACCCGUUCUCCCUCUCCUGCUUCCCCAUCCACUGCCACCAGCUCAACCAGCUCCAGCUCCAGCUCCCUACCGAUCGAUCUACUCCGCCAACACCACCCCCACACCACCAGCCUCGACACAACCCGGUUACCUCUCCAAAAUCCGCCAACAAUACCGGCAAGUGGUACCCGCCCGCCACACCCCUGGCUACAAGCCAGAUUACGAGCCACGGAAGCAAAGCUCCAAAGCAACGCUGCUGGCAAAAGGCGAACAGAAGCGAACCAACCACUUCACCAACCUCGCCUACCAGCGGAAAGAGGAGGCCCGCCUCUGGGACGUGGAGGACGACGACCCAGCGGAGGAUGAUUCGAAGAAGAAGAAUUCGCUAGCCAAGCGCUUAGAGAUGAAGGAUAGAGUGCGGACGCAUUACGAGGGGUACCAGAAGAGGGUGAGGCAGGAGAGGGUGGUGGCGCACCAGGCGAAGGUGGAUGCUGGGGUGGAGAGGUGGAAGAUGGCGGAGGUGCAUGAGAAGUCGUCGUUGAGGGAGGAGUGUGGUGUUGCUUGGGGGAAGGAGGCUGAGGAGAAGUUGAGGGUGCAGGCGAGGGAGAGGUUUGAGGCGGAGAAGGCGGCGGGGAGGGUGAAAGAUGCGGAGUUGUAUGGGAAGGAUUAUGAUCCUCAUGAAGAGGAUUACUAGCUGGGGAGAUCUUGUUGUUCUGUGGUGUACAAAUUUUUUUUGGCGAUGUUUAGGAGAGGAAAGGGGAAGCGAGCUGGUCUCGCUGCCUCACUGGAGAGUGUUUCUGUUUAGUGCGUAAUUACUUCUAGGACUGUUAUCUCAUGGAUUGACUUAAGCCCUUCCUCGGUAUGCCACUUGGAGUUGAAAGAUAUCAUCCACUAAAUACUUGUAAGCUUGAACCUGAUCACUGCCUCCUCGGACGGCGAAUUGAGGUACCAACUUGAGGAGCUAUCAAGUACCUCUAAUAUAUCAAGUUAUGACCAGAGCACGGCUACUACGAAUCAAAUGGCAGUCACAAAGAGGUGAAAGCAGGACAUCUGAUGAGAUAUAGAACUUCGAGGAAUAAGGAAAGUCAUUGAUAAACCAAAGCGAAUGACAAAAAAUCACUGAACUGCGUUAAAGUAAGCAAAACUGCAACAACAUGCUGCAGACACUUGGGGAGGGAAGUAGGCAGUAGAUGGGCAAGAAGAUAGAAGGGAUCGAAAGAUGAAAGGGAAAACAGACGACAGUAAAGGGUACAAUGUCAGCAAAUACGCCGGGUCUACUUUCUAAUGCCUCCCUAAGGGAAGGUCAGAGAAAGAAGUAGGCGGUGCCUUCCUCACUUGUAGCCGAGUGACAGUGGGAGCUACUUCUCUCCUCGAUCAUAGUAUAGAUGGGAAGGAGACUGGUGAAGCCAACAAUACGCUACCAGACAAUGGCAAAUGCGGCGGAUGUCCACGAGAAAAAGUCGAGAGAAGAUGAAAUGAAUGGUAGCCGAGGUAAACAAGCAGGUCUGAAUACUGGCAAAAGAUGACAAGCGCUUGAUGUGAGACUUCAGCCGGCGUGAUAUCAAGGCCAAGACAUGUAGAAAUCAAG
Messenger RNA from Cadophora gregata, 2709 nucleotides. RefSeq lists its product as uncharacterized. The record is from RefSeq and is a predicted model, not a curated record. Lineage: Eukaryota; Fungi; Ascomycota; Leotiomycetes; Helotiales; Ploettnerulaceae. The transcript is spliced from 2 exons. The coding region runs from base 415 to 1815 and encodes 466 amino acids.